AUGCUGUUCCUUACCCUCUGGCUUCUAACUGCCUUAAUGAGAAGCACACAUGCAGACUGUGGCCUCAGACCCUCUUACAAACCAUCCACACUGAAAGAGUCCAAGACCAUAGGGGGCACGGGUGCCAUGUCCGGUGAGUUCCCCUGGCAAGUGAGCAUCCAGACCAAAGAGAAGCAUUUUUGCAGCGGGUCGAUUAUAAGCAGCUGGUGGAUUUUAUCUGCGGCACAUUGUUUCACAAAUGAACUUCCACCAGAUCUUUACGUGGCGUUUGGGGCAGUUGACUUGGAAAGCCACCAAGUAGAGAAGAAAAAGCUGGACAGGCUGAUUCUGCAUGAGCACUUCGAUAGCGCAAACAUGGACAACAACAUCGCCUUGCUCCUGCUCGACUCCCCAAUAGAGUUCAGUGAACAGAAAAUGCCCAUCUGCUUGCCCUUCAUUCAUGACCUUCAGACGUGGAAGGACUGCUGGGUUGCUGGUUGGGGAGCCACGGCUGCAG
Molecule: messenger RNA, 496 nt
Organism: Terrapene triunguis (Three-toed box turtle)
Lineage: Eukaryota; Metazoa; Chordata; Testudines; Emydidae
Product: serine protease 55-like
Exons: 3
Biological process (GO): proteolysis
Molecular function (GO): serine-type endopeptidase activity
Source: RefSeq, a predicted model, not a curated record